AUGGAAGGCGACGGAAGAAAAAGGAGGCCCAAUUUUACGGAGGCUGAGUGUCAACUCCUUGUUGAUAUGGCCGUAGAUAACAUUGAUACUAUUCAAUGUAAAUUUAGUUCCAUAGUUACGAUAAAAAAGAAAGCAGAGGUGUGGCAGCGGAUCACAGACAGUAUCAAUGCAAUAAGCUGCACUAUAAGGACAAAGGAAGAAAUCAAAAAGAAAUGGCAGGACAUGGUGGGAGACACGAGGAAGAGGGAGUCUGCUCGCAUAACCAGCCAGAGAGGGACUGGUGGUGGGGCAGCCCCAAAACCCCUCUCUGCAAUGCAGGAACAGAAUGAUAUAAACUUCACCCAAACAGGUCUGCGAAACAGCCACUUAAAAGACAGAGUUGGGGAAGUAGAAGGUGGAGUACAGCCAUCCCUUAUAGGUCAGUCUCCAUAUACCCCCAUGCUCCCACUUGAGCCUUCUGAGAGUAGUGAAACUGCACCAACUCCUGAGUGUUUUUCAAAUGAUGAUGUCACCAACCCUCGACAGAAGAGGAAGAAAAUGUCUAGAACAUUUACAUCAGAUGACUUUGAGGACACUAGCAGCACAGAGGCCGAGCAUGAUGUGAAGUUGAAGAAAGGGAGAAGGCUUCAGACAUAUCACUGCGAAGAUUCGAAUAAAGCAUUAUUGGAAAUAGAGAAGGAAAGACUUCAUCUUGAAAAGGAGAGACUCAGCAUUGAGCAGGAAAGAAAGGAGAUGGAAAGGGAGAGACUGGACAUAGAAAAAAGCAAAUUAGAGAUGGAGCAGCAACGUUUGAAACUUUUAUAG
This is a messenger RNA of Pecten maximus, 804 nucleotides long. RefSeq names its product myb/SANT-like DNA-binding domain-containing protein 4. The transcript has 7 exons. The coding region runs from base 1 to 804 and encodes 267 amino acids. NCBI's taxonomy places the organism in Eukaryota, Metazoa, Mollusca, Bivalvia, Pectinida, Pectinidae. The record is from RefSeq and is a predicted model, not a curated record. Gene Ontology annotation, cellular component: nucleus.